CUAUAUCAAGUGUUUAUACCAACGCCUGCGCGUUGUAAUAUUUUCGGAUACAUGUGUACCUAGUAUUACAAAAUGAUUUACAUAAGAAAAAACUGAAUAUAAAUACAUAGUUAUGAUAAUUUCGUUAAAGUGAUCAUACUCUUAAUUAUGGCUAUGGCUAACCAAGAUGCAAAUAAUAAUAACCUUGCUUUGAGGGAAAAUUUAGUAAAAACAGCAGUAGAAUUUUUACAAAAUCCUAAAGUACAAAGUAGCCCCAUUGGACGUAAAGAAGAAUUUCUUCAAAAAAAGGGUUUAACAGAUGAAGAAAUUAAAAGAGCAUUUAAAUUAGCUUCUAUUGACAUAACGAUUGAUCAAAAUGUUGUUCAUAAUUCAAAUGAUUAUACAGUGGUCCCUAUUCCACCGAGACAAAUGUAUCCAUAUUUUCAAACAUACCCAUACCAAAUAACUUUUUUCCAAAGAACUAAAGAAUUCUUCAAUGCUACGGCUUUAAUUGGAGCUACUAUAUAUUGCAUUUAUUGGUUUUACAAGAAAUUCAUUGAACCAUUUCUAUUUGGCCGGAAAAAGAAGGAUAGCAUAAAGGAUUCAGUUACUGAGUUAGACAAGACUAUUCAAAAUUCCAUGAAAGAAGUAAAAGAAUCUAUUUCUAAAGUUGAGGGAGAUGUCCAAAAGUUGACACAGAAUCAAUCUAUGGACCCAAUGAUACCUCAAUUGGUACAAGAACUAAAACAAGAUUUAGCUAGUCUCAAAUCUUUACUUUUAUCAAGAAAACAAUUUCCAAGUGCGCCAGCAUCAGUACCAUCUAUAUCUAUACCAACAUGGCAAUUAGAUGCUGCAGGUACAAGUCAGGAAAAAUCAACUGAACGAGAAGAUGAUGCUGGAAGUGGAAGUAGCGCUAAUAAUUCAGACAGUUCUCUGGAAAUGAUUCGCGAAGAUCCGCCUAAGGUGUAAAUUUAAGAUAAUUCAUAAACAUUCACUUCCACCAUAACAGUCUUCAAUGUACAGAAUAUUCUGCGAUGUCUAUUAAAAGGAAUAGAUGAUUUUGAUCAUGUGUAAUAUAUAUUAAGAAUCGAA
Molecule: messenger RNA, 1071 nt
Organism: Bombus terrestris (buff-tailed bumblebee)
Lineage: Eukaryota; Metazoa; Arthropoda; Insecta; Hymenoptera; Apidae
Gene: Pex14
Product: peroxisomal membrane protein PEX14
Exons: 4
Coding region: 148-948 (266 amino acids)
Biological process (GO): protein import into peroxisome matrix, docking
Cellular component (GO): peroxisomal importomer complex; peroxisomal membrane
Molecular function (GO): signaling receptor binding
Source: RefSeq, a predicted model, not a curated record